Gracilinanus agilis (Agile Gracile Mouse Opossum) is the source of this 667-nucleotide messenger RNA. It is a transcript of the gene FUOM, whose product is annotated as fucose mutarotase. Gene Ontology annotation, biological process: fucose metabolic process. Lineage: Eukaryota; Metazoa; Chordata; Mammalia; Didelphimorphia; Didelphidae. Bases 1 to 507 code for a protein of 168 amino acids. Gene Ontology annotation, molecular function: racemase and epimerase activity, acting on carbohydrates and derivatives; fucose binding. The transcript is spliced from 5 exons. The record is from RefSeq and is a predicted model, not a curated record.
AUGAAGAAACUCCUUGCAGGUGGUAUAAACGUUGGCUCGGGAUUUUGCUCUCCACGGUGUUCUCCCCUGAAACAGAAAGCUGACCUGAGAGAUCAAGAUGGGCGCCUGGGAGGUUUUGCUCAACCCAGUCUACCUUGCCGUCCUCACUUUCUUCCUUCACUUGAGGCUCUCUUGGCUGUCUUUGUGGUUGCAGGCUUGAGCAUCCCACAGCUCCUGGAAUCCAUCUUGAAGCUGCUGCCUUUGGAUACUUAUGAGCCAAAUUCGGUGAUGGUCAUGGACCUGGUGGACAGUGAUAAGGCCAAAGGUCUUCAGAUCCCUGAUGUAUGGCAAACCUACAGGAACCUCCUCUUUCAGACUGGCUUCAGGGAUGACCUUGGGAAGAUAGAAAGGUUUGCUUUUUAUGAACGGGCAAAAAAAGCUUUUGCUGUAGUUGCAACGGGAGAAACAGCUCUAUAUGGGAAUAUAAUUCUCAGGAAAGGUGUGAUUGCACCCCAGGAGCAGCACUAGAAGGUGAGAGUGAAGAAGCCCCAAUGUCAGAUGCCAGAGGAUAAAUUCAUUUCUUGAUUCUGGAAUAAACACUUUUAGUAAAAUGUGUAUACACAUUGGAAUGUUGAGUGGAAAUCAGACUUUGGUUUUAAUGUUACUUGAAUAAAUGCAUUUUCUUCUU